CGUCACAUUACUGAAUUGAUAUUCAUGAGCAAGGUCUUCACCAUAGUGAAUUCCAGUCUGGGUUGACACCAUUGACAUUUAAAAGGUUUCCACCCUCUACGUCUCCUAGAACCUUUUUGUUCUCUUCGUCCAAGGGCAGAACUGACUGCAACCUUUGAAGAACUGAAGUUGAUGUCCCCUGAAUAACGUGUUUUCCGACCGAAGACAUUUUGUUACUGCUACUAUGGCACACUCAAGUCAUGAUGGCGACAUUGAAACUGAUGAUGCAGUUGGUCAUACUUCAUGGUCAUCCAUGAGUGAUCGUCUGAGUUCCUUCCAGCACUUCCCUCUUUCUAAAGAAGUUUCAGCAGAGCGACUGGCCCGUGCAGGCUUUUAUUUUACAGGCGAGGCCGACAAGGUGCGCUGUUUUAGCUGCCAUGCGACGGUGAAGGACUGGAACAAAGAAGAUGCCCCAUUGAAGAGACAUCAUGAAGCAUCUCCCAGCUGCAGUUUCCUUAGCUGUGCUCACGGCUUGAGAACCUCCGACCUCAUCCACAGCCCUGCUUACGACGAAGUGGCUGAAGCCAGGGAGUUCCUCCUUCGCACGGGAGGGGUGGAGGAUCAGACCAUUUAUCCCACUGCGCCACACAUGAAGAGAGAAGAAGCUCGGCUGAAUACUUUUAGUAACUGGCCUGCAGGCACUCCAGUUCAGCCCGAUGACCUGGCGGCAGCAGGGAUGUAUUACACUGGGACAGAUGACCAUGUGCAGUGCUUCUGUUGUGGGGGGCUUCUGGCAGGAUGGGAGCAAGGUGACGACGCCUGGGAUGAACAUACAAAGCACUACCCAAACUGCUUCUUCAUCUUAGGCCAUGAUGUGGGCAAUGUACCACUGACAACACCCAGACCCAGGGUGAAUGGUCGUGCAACCUCUCUGGAGACUUUUGAGGGCCGUCUUGAUAGCUUCACAGGCAGACAACAUCCCAUAGAUCCUGAGAGACUGGCCAGAGCUGGUUUCUACAGCACAGGAAAACAAGACCAUGUGAUCUGCUUUAGAUGUGGAGGAGGAAUGAAGGACUGGAUGCCCGAUGAAGACCCUUGGGAGGAGCAUGCCAAGCACUAUCCAGGCUGCAGUUUCCUUCUGGCAGAAAAAGGAGCAGAAUAUGUCAACACUAUGCAACUGAGAUAUCCUAAUGGAGCCCAUUCAAGGUCAAGUCAGAAUGGCUUUUCGAGUCAUGAGCAAGCAGCACAGAAAGUCCUACAGUCAGAGAUUGCUCAAAAGGCUGUAGAUAUGGGUUUUGACCCCAUCAAAGUGGAGAGCACCAUUCUGCAGAAGUUACGUCAGAACAAUAAGGGCUAUACUUCAGUGGAGGCCCUUAUUCAAGACAUCAGUGCACAGGAAAGUGCUAGUGACGUGCCCAAGAAAGCAGAUGACCCCAUAAAGAAACUUGAGAAACUCCAGAGGGAGAAACUCUGUAAAGUCUGCAUGGACAGUGACAUUAGCAUCGUCUUUAUUCCCUGUGGACACCUCGUCACUUGUCAAAAAUGUUCAGAACCCCUGAACAAGUGUCCCAUCUGCUGUGCCACCAUCACUCAGAAGAUAAAGACCUACAAUGCCUAAAAAAUAAAGAAACCAGCACUCCAAAUGAAACGGAGAUGUGCGUUGAAAGUGGCAGAAUUUAACCAUUCCUAUAAUUCCACAUAGAUGUUUAAAAUUUUAAUUAAGCUGUGUGUGUAUAUAUCUGUAGAUGUACUCUGAUAAAAUUGUUUUAUUUUUUCAUCACACCUGAAAAGAACAUGCUGUACAUUAUAUGUUUGCUUUUAAUGAAGACAGGGACACACUACAUAAUGUAACUUGUAAUAUAUUGCAGGGAAAGGCUAUUAUAUAUACCUCUUAUUCCCCCCAAUAUGGCUGCUUCCAUCAAAUACACAAACUCAGAUUGAUAUUACUACCAUAGUGCCUUUAUGUAGAAAACUUUUUAUUAGCAUUUCCAUUCUGUUUAUUAAUUUGACUAUCAUGUAUUGAAAUGUACCUUAUAUUUGCUCUUUUAUUUCUUAUAAAAUAAUGAUUGCUUGAGACUUUUAAUUAUGUUCAAGGUUGAUUAAACUUUACCAGUCCAAACAUGUUUUCCUUAUGAUACAUUUCUGUUCUCAUAAUUAUUUCAAUAAUGAUUGUAUUAUAAAUGGCAAUGCUAAUAAAGUGGAAUUCACAAUGAA
This is a messenger RNA of Ctenopharyngodon idella (grass carp), 2193 nucleotides long. RefSeq names its product X-linked inhibitor of apoptosis (gene xiap). Gene Ontology annotation, cellular component: cytoplasm; nucleus. The record is from RefSeq and is a predicted model, not a curated record. Gene Ontology annotation, molecular function: cysteine-type endopeptidase inhibitor activity involved in apoptotic process; ubiquitin protein ligase activity. Gene Ontology annotation, biological process: negative regulation of apoptotic process; positive regulation of protein ubiquitination; regulation of cell cycle. Lineage: Eukaryota; Metazoa; Chordata; Actinopteri; Cypriniformes; Xenocyprididae. The transcript has 7 exons. Bases 224 to 1597 code for a protein of 457 amino acids.